UAUUUUUAAACAAAAAGAGAUAUAAUGAAAUGUUGCCUUAUAAAUGAAAGCGGAGAAGAGGCAUUGCAUUCUAAUGGUGUGAUUAAGCACAAGGAACAGCAAGUCAUGGAAUUAUUUUCAGUUUUUCUUUCUUCCAUCUUCUCUCUGUCACUUCUCUUCGGCCUCCAACUCACGCCGCCGGUGUCUGCCAGGAAGAGUUACAUAGUACACAUGAAAGAGCGUCACGAUCCUAGCGUGCACCCCACGCACCUUGACUGGUACACUGCCACUCUUUCUUCUUCUCCAGACUCUCUCCUUUAUGCCUACACCUCUGUUUACAAUGGCUUCGCUGCCACGCUUGACCCUCAACAACUCCACGCGCUCAGAACUUCCGACUCAGUUUUGGGUGUAUACGAAGACACGCUUUACAAGCUACACACCACACGCACCCCUGAGUUCCUUGGUCUCCAAGCCCACUCUGAGUUUUGGGAAGACCUUGACCACGCAUCACACAACGUCGUUAUUGGGGUCCUUGACACUGGCGUCUGGCCAGAAUCCCAAAGCUUUGAUGAUUCCCAAAUGCCCCAAACCCCCACGCGCUGGCGGGGCACCUGUGACUCCGCACCUGAUUUCGACCCUUCUCUUUGUAACAACAAACUUAUUGGCGCUCGCAGUUUCUCCAAGGGCUAUCUCAUGGCUUCUGGUAACUCCAGAAAGCCCAGAGACAUUGCUUCGCCGCGUGACCGUGACGGCCACGGUACGCACACAGCCUCUACGGCAGCAGGCUCCGUCGUCUCCAACGCCACGCUUCUUGGUUACGCCACCGGCACCGCAAGAGGGAUGGCGCCGCAGGCGCGCGUGGCGGCUUACAAAGUCUGCUGGACUGACGGCUGUUUCGCCUCCGACAUUCUUGCCGGAAUGGAUCAGGCAAUCCAGGAUGGAGUCGAUGUCCUCUCGCUCUCCCUCGGCGGCUCCUCCUCCGUUCCAUACUACUUCGACACCAUUGCUAUUGGAGCCUUCGCUGCAGUGGAGAGAGGAAUAUUCGUUUCGUGUUCCGCAGGGAAUACUGGACCCCGAAGCGGUUCUGUUGCUAAUGUCGCUCCGUGGAUCAUGACCGUCGGAGCCGGCACACUGGACCGUGAUUUUCCGGCGUACGCUACUCUUGGGAACGGGAAACGCUUUGCCGGCGUUUCGCUCUACAGUGGUGAAGGUAUGGGAGACGAACCGGUUGGAUUGGUUUAUUUCAGCGACCGGUCGAACUCUUCGAGCAGCAUUUGCAUGCCUGGCUCACUGAACCCGGAGACAGUUCGCGGGAAGGUGGUGGUUUGUGACAGAGGGCUUAACGCGCGCGUAGAGAAGGGCACAGUUGUGCGCGACGCGGGUGGGGUGGGGAUGAUACUCGCGAACACAGCGAUGAGCGGCGAGGGACUGGUGGCGGACAGUCACCUUGUGGCCGCCGUGGCAGUGGGGGAAAACGCGGGUGAUGAGAUUAGAGAGUAUGCGUCGAUGGAUCCUAAUCCAACCGCUGUUCUGAGCUUCGGUGGGACCGUGUUGAACGUGAGGCCGUCGCCUGUGGUGGCGGCGUUUAGCUCUCGCGGGCCCAAUGGUGUGACGGCCCAGAUACUUAAACCGGAUAUUAUUGGGCCUGGAGUGAACAUCUUAGCAGGUUGGUCCGGUGCAGUUGGGCCAUCUGGGUCCGAAGACACUCGCAAAACGCGUUUCAACAUCAUGUCUGGUACUUCCAUGUCUUGUCCUCACAUAAGUGGGUUGGCUGCGCUGUUGAAAGCAGCGCAUCCAGAUUGGAGUCCAAGUGCGAUCAAAUCUGCCCUCAUGACAACGGCUUAUACCCACGACAACACAGAGUCUCCGCUUCGUGAUGCAACAGGAGAAGAAGCCCUCUCCACACCAUGGGCCUAUGGGGCCGGUCAUGUGAACCCACAAAAGGCCCUAUCUCCUGGCCUUGUUUAUGAUGCCUCCACACAGGACUACAUUGCCUUUUUGUGCUCCCUCAACUACACCAACGACCAUCUCAGACUCGUGGCUAAGCAUCCCGACGUCAAUUGUUCCACAAAAUUUGCUGACCCGGGUGACCUCAAUUAUCCAUCUUUCUCGGUCGUUUUUGGAACCAAUAAGGUUGUACGGUACACGCGCACGUUGACCAACGUUGGGGAGGCGGCAUCUGUGUAUGACGUGGCGGUUAGCGCGCCGUCCUCUGUGGAGAUAACGGUGAAUCCUAACAGGGUUUCGUUUACAGAAGUGGGGGAUCGACAAACGUACACGGUGACCUUUGUGUCGAAUAGGAGUGUUAAUGAUUCGGUUGCUUCUGAAUUUGGUAGCAUCAUGUGGAGCAAUGAAGAACAUAAAGUUAGGAGCCCGGUUGCUUUCACAUGGACAUAUUUUUGAGGUUUUAUUAUUAUCUAGUAGGCCAUAGGCUGUAGAGUUUAAAGCAAAGAAGCUGCAUGCAUGACUUUACCAGUCUUUAGGUACAUUGCUGUUGCCAUCACUCCAGACUGAACUUGUUGUAAUAACAUAUUCUACAAAAGCUAUGGCAACACGACAGUAGUUAACACAACACCUCAUCAUGUGCCAUACAACGCCUUCCUUUAACUAUUAAUUUCAAAGUUUCAGAUUUUCACCAUCUAAAUCAAUUUUAUCCAAAGGUUUAGUGAUUAGAAGAAGCUGAAGCAGAGGUAGAGUAAAAAAGACAGGGAGAUGCCUGCAGUUAAAGGUGGUGGCAUGUUCUACCGCAGUACAUACUACACACGGUCAUUUCAAAGUUAACGCUUCCUCUGAAUUACUAAUUACUAGUUAUUUCGAAGGGUCUUAUUCCAAACGAUCUCGGCCAUGAAUGGCUACUAAUCGGUGUACCAAAUGAAAAGACAUUUCCUGUGUCCUGUGUCCUCUGUCAGUUAUGCAGAAAAAGGUAGUUCACAGCAAUCACUUAUUUUCCUGCCGUGCCAUUUGAUUAUUUAGUCGAUCAUCAACUUUCUGGUAGGACCACAGGGAUUGAAACUUGGAGGAAAAAAAAUCAAUAAGACAAAAAAGAAAACACUUUUUCAUUUCUGUUUUCGGAGAUAAAACGCUUUAUCCUUAUCGUGUUUUCAGGAAGCUUACAGGGGUUACAGCAUGGAACAUGAGUUCAACUAACUUUAGCUUAGUCAUCAAGGUCCAUUAAAAUGAGAGAUUGAUAUUAUAACACUUAUACUACACUUCUUUUUGCAUUUUAAAAAAUGGAACAAACAUUGAUUAAACUGAUCAAAGCAUGCAAUCGUAAUCAAUAGCCAUUUUCUACUAUUUGGGUCUUUCACUUCACUCGCUCAACAUUGGAGAUUGACAACGGCAGAGGGUCGAACUUAUCUGACCCACAAUUACAAACGGAGCUACUACAUUUGCUUGGAGUAUCCAUAUAGCGCACAAUCUAACUUACAACAUUUAUAACCCUUUAUAUUUCCAAAAUUUAUACUCUAGCUAUUAUGAAUGCAAUUUUGAUAACAAAAGCUUCAGAUUUUUUUUUUUUUUUGCUGUUCCUUUUGGAAAGAAUAUACUAGCAA
This is a messenger RNA of Vigna radiata var. radiata (mung bean), 3530 nucleotides long. Its product is annotated as subtilisin-like protease SBT1.8. Bases 25 to 2382 code for a protein of 785 amino acids. The record is from RefSeq and is a predicted model, not a curated record. Lineage: Eukaryota; Viridiplantae; Streptophyta; Magnoliopsida; Fabales; Fabaceae. Gene Ontology annotation, molecular function: serine-type endopeptidase activity. The transcript is spliced from 2 exons. Gene Ontology annotation, biological process: proteolysis.